Molecule: messenger RNA, 927 nt
Organism: Paramecium sonneborni
Lineage: Eukaryota; Ciliophora; Oligohymenophorea; Peniculida; Parameciidae
Source: the annotation of a GenBank genome assembly
AUGAUCAAGACCAUUUUUAUCAAAAAUGAUAUAUGGAGUCCUUAAUUUGAAAUUUUUGAAGUAAUUACAGCACAAUAAUUGACAGUUGAAAAAAUCUAGAUUAUCAAUUAAGAUUUGAUUAUGGGAUUUUCAAAAUCUGAACAACAUAUGAAAAUUUGGAGUGUUUCAAAGAGAUAAGCUGUUUUUGAGCAUUUUUUUAAUAAAAAAAAAGUGAACGAAUUGUUGAUUAUAUAAAAUUUAAAUGAUUUGGUAGCUUAUUGUUUUUCAGAUAAAUAGGUUUAAGUUUGGAGAUUAGAAUUUAAAAAUAGAUUCUGUUUAUAGUAUGAAUUAAGUUAUGAGUAAUAGAUAAAGAAGAUUAAAAUAUCAUAUAAACCUUUUUUACUUGGCACAUUACAUAAUGAUUAAUAAAUUAGAUAAUUAAAAAAAGAUUAGUUAGAAUUAAAUUUUGUAUAAUAAUCAUUACAGAUUGAAGAUUACAGUUUUUUUUAAAAUUAAAAUUUUCUAGCUAUUAUGUCUAAGAAAGGAUUUGUGUAUAUAUUUUCAAUUAAAUCUAAAAAAUACGUUAAAUAAUGGAAUGCUCAUUAGUAAGGUUAGUGUUCUAUUGAUGGUAUUGAUAAGGAUUAAUUAAUUAUUACUUAAGCAAAGGAUUGCUCCAUUAAAAUUUGGCAUAUGGGAAGUUAUCACUUAUUAAGGGUUAUAGAUUCUAGAAAAAUGUCAAUAUGUUAAUAUGAUAUAUCAAGUUAUACUUUAUUGAUGUCAACAUUUAAGCCAUCAUUAGAUAUAAUUAGUUUAAAAACUGGUAAAUUGAUUUAAAGUCUAGAAAUUGAUUAUCCAAUAUUGAAAAUAGAAAUAGAAUUUGAAAGUCAAUUAAUUGCAAUACUAGACUAUGAAUUUCAGAUUAUUUUAUUAAGAAAAAAAUAAUAUUGA